Messenger RNA from Lolium perenne, 1721 nucleotides. RefSeq names its product F-box/FBD/LRR-repeat protein At2g04230. The record is from RefSeq and is a predicted model, not a curated record. Gene Ontology annotation, molecular function: protein binding. Lineage: Eukaryota; Viridiplantae; Streptophyta; Magnoliopsida; Poales; Poaceae.
GCUUUGUUUACCGGCAGCGCCUGCGGCGAGGAACUCUCAGUAUCCGUUCCUUGAUCGACGACGGCGCCCGCCAUUGUUUGAAUCCGAGACCCGCUGUCGACCUUGCUCCACUUCGAACCCUAGCCGAUUAAUCUCGAUCCCGAUGGAGAAAUCCGUGGCGGAAUCAGGAGCUGAUUCGAACGUCUUCAUGGACAAGAUGGUUCAGCCAUCUCAUGAACCGAGCUCAUGCAAGAAGCGACGUCUUUGCAAUUGUGAUUGGGUGAGUGGGCUGCCCGACGAAAUCCUGGUCAGCAUCCUAGACAAGAUGGAUUCCAAGACAGCAGUUAGCACAAGUAUCCUCUCACGGCGAUGGAGGCACUUAUGGAGGUUCCUGCAAUCCUUUUAUUUCAGCGAGCCGAUCUUGCCAGACAACUAUUGUCGGGUACGCAUCGAACAAAUGGUGAGAUGCUCAAACGAAAAUAGGAACCAACACUUUGUUGAGUCAAUGCGAUGGUUUUCUAGGCUCAAGAGAGAGACACCAUUGAGAAGACUGAACCUAAUGUUCUCAGGAAGUACCGAAUGUACUGAAGUUGUCAACAGCGCCAUAGCUUCUGCAGUUGACCAUGGUAUCGAGGAGGUUGACAUGGCAGUUAUCGAGAACACGAUGUACGAGUUCCCUUGGUGGCUGUUCAGCAGUGGCAGCAACCCGUCGCUGACGACCUUAUGCUUGAGUUUUUGCAAGCUUUCUGUACCCCUCAAGUUUGGAGGGUUCAGUUCCCUCACGAAGCUUGCUCUUAUCCGUAUGCGUAUGAGCCUAAAAGAGACACACCUUGUCCUCAGGUGCUGUAGAAACUUAGUGACUUUGCACCUGAUUGACGUGCUUGCUGUCAGAAUCAUCCAGUUGCCAAAGCUUAAGGAAUUGAUAUUGUUAUGGUCUUUACGAUUGGGUGAAUACAGGAUUGAUACACCAGCCUUGCAAAGACUGGAGUACUGUGGAGAGAUGCUCCCGGCAUCUACGUUUCAGUCUAUGCCAAGCCUUGAACAUGUUUCUCUGCAGUGCAUGUUUGACGAUUAUCAUGAAUGCCAUGCUGAAAGGUUAGAGAAUAUCUCUACUUGCUUUCCUUAUGUCAGAAGCCUACUCCUGCGGUAUGAGAUCCCAAAGGUUGUCAAACCGAGAACACCUGCUGUUUUCUUAAGCCUCAAAGUCCUCACUUUAAAAAUCACUACAAAACCUUCUGAUAAUCUUCUUUGGAUGGCUAUGUUCCUAAAUGCUGCACCAUAUAUGGAGACAUUGAGAACUACCAUACGCUAUUUAUCACACCUCGAUUCUCAUAAUGGGGUAGUAUGGGAUGAUGUCGACUUCCAGCACGACAGUCUGAAGAAUGUAGAGAUGUAUAACUUCAUGGGAAGGGAUAAUGAGAUAGGCUUGGCGAGACUGCUGUUAGAUAGAGCUCCUAAUCUAAGAUGCAUAUCCUUCAACCAAGCUCCUCUGAAGGAGGAAGGUGAUGAUCACCAGUUGGUGCCCCCGACCUGGCCUGGAGCUGAAACUUUUGUCCCAAGAGAUGGCCAAUUCGUUCUCUCUAAGUUAUUUGAGAAUGUUUCUUCCAGUUCCCGUGUGGUAUUCAUCUAAUAAGGUACAUUUCAGACUCCAUAUUAUUAUGCAAUCAAUGUAUGACAUGUGACAUUGCAUAAUUGUAAGUAACAAGGUUUCAAUAAAUAAUUUUGUGGCAGUGCUGCUCUAA